AUGUGUGUGCUGUUUGGCGCUCAAGAUGUUCUUGAUCUCGUCAAUGAUGAUUACAUUCCGGUUGCACUUCCAGAAAAUGCAACGGAUGUACAGAGGAAUGAUCAGCUUGAUCUGAGGAAGAAGGACCAGAAGGCGUUGUUCUACAUCCAUCAGUGUGUGGAUGUGAACAUGUUUGACAAAAUCGCUUAUUCGAUGAUGGAGAAGACUGCAUGGGACACACUGGUAUGGUGCUACGGUGAUGAUGCAUCCGUGAAGAAGGUGUUUGGUUCUGUUUGUUACAAACAUGUUCUAGAUACUAAGAGAAAGAAGUUGGAUGACAAAAGUCGAGUUAUGUUGCUUGUAGGGUACCACAGUACAGAUUCUGAUGGUGAUUCAGAAUCUGGUGGAGAUCUAGACUCUAGGAAUAUUCCAUACUCUGAAGGUGGUCAUGCCUCUGAAGGUGGUACUUCUGAGAUUGAACGUGAUGCUGGUCGUUUGAUUGAUUGUAGAGCUAGGAUGAAAUUCAGUCCUUUAGGGGCUUGUGCACUGGCCGGUACAUGGCUCCCCAUUGACCGGUUCAUGACAUCAGAUGCAUUGGGAUUUACAGCUCCGAUGAGGAAUAGUAUUGAUGCAGUUUCUGACCGAGAUUUUCUACUGGAGUUUCUUUCUGCUAAUGCCAUCACAGCAGUGCAUCUUUCUCGAUUGGGUGAAGAAUGGGUAUUGUGGGCUUCAGAAGAAUUUGGAUUUAUCACUCCAAGCGACUCUGUUUCAACAGGAAGCAGCAUAAUGCCUGAGAAAAAGAAUCUAGACCCAAUGGAACUUGUUUGUGGUAAGUCUGGCAGAGUCAUAGGGGGUUUGGUCACUCUUCUAACAGCGUGCAAAGGACUUCCACAUGCUUACAAUCGCGAUUUGCAGGAAGACGAAGAACCAGUGUUUGACAGUGUUAGAGCUAUUUUGGGAAUGCUUGAAGUCUCAGCAGAAUUUGCAAUGAACAUUACUUUCAAUCGGGAAAGAAUACAAAAGUCUUUACCUGCUGGUUUUCCUGGUGCAACAACACUUGCUGACUAUCUUGUUAAGAAGGUUAAGGUUGGUUUAAGAUGGUCGCACGUGAAGGACGUGUUUGGUGGUUUGAAAAUGAACGGUUAUUGCAGGAUGAUAUCGCGCCACAUUGAGUUUUAA
Lathyrus oleraceus (garden pea) is the source of this 1158-nucleotide messenger RNA. Its product is annotated as argininosuccinate lyase, chloroplastic. The coding region runs from base 1 to 1158 and encodes 385 amino acids. The record is from RefSeq and is a predicted model, not a curated record. Gene Ontology annotation, cellular component: cytosol. Lineage: Eukaryota; Viridiplantae; Streptophyta; Magnoliopsida; Fabales; Fabaceae. The transcript is spliced from 7 exons. Gene Ontology annotation, molecular function: argininosuccinate lyase activity.